Triplophysa rosa is the source of this 1228-nucleotide messenger RNA. RefSeq names its product catechol-O-methyltransferase a (gene comta). The transcript is spliced from 6 exons. NCBI's taxonomy places the organism in Eukaryota, Metazoa, Chordata, Actinopteri, Cypriniformes, Nemacheilidae. The record is from RefSeq and is a predicted model, not a curated record. Gene Ontology annotation, molecular function: catechol O-methyltransferase activity; magnesium ion binding. Gene Ontology annotation, biological process: dopamine metabolic process; developmental process; catecholamine catabolic process. Bases 419 to 1213 code for a protein of 264 amino acids.
GAAGAGAUGGGAAAAAAUAUGAAGAGGGAGGCAGGAAGGGGGUGGAAGAAUGCUAGAGAGGGAUUACGGCAUGAUUGGCUAAAGGAGGAUUUAAAACUCAGCCCAUUUGGCUCAGGUUCAGACCUGUAACUGUGCAUGCGUGUGCUUAAGAGCCUAUAUGUUGUUUAGUUGCCUGUAUGUAUUUAUAUAUACAGUAUAUACAUGUGUGUGCUUCGUGUGUCUUUCUCCAGCUGCACAUAACUCUCCGCACAUAUCAAGGCUUAGCAGGAGAACGGGUUAGAUAGAGCAACUAGAGGAGGGAGGGGAGAGAGGUAGAGAGAGAGACCAACAAGAAAGACUUGUUCACAGAAAAGGCAAUAAGCAACGUGGAGUGCGAGGGAAAAGAGAAGCUCAUCUGUGUGACACCUUCAAUAGGAAGAUGCUGUUGAAUGUGCUGGCUGUGGCUGCGGUUUCAGCAGCUGUGCUGUAUGUCCUGUAUAAAUGGUUGAUCCCUGCAGCUGUGCAGAACAGUGGCUGGCUGGCCCUCAUCUGGCACGAUGUCAUCGUUGAGCGGGUCCUCAACAUCCUGACAGGAUUAUCACGACCUCAGCGCAUGUUGAAAGCUGUUCAGAAGAACGCCACAAAAGGAGACCCCCAGAGUGUCAUCGCAGCCAUUGACUACUACUGCAGACACAAAGAGUGGGCUAUGAAUGUGGGCGACGAUAAAGGGCCCAUAUUGGAUUCAGUGGUGAGCGAGGUUAAUCCCAGCACGGCUCUGGAGCUCGGCACGUAUUGCGGUUAUUCCACUGUUCGUAUCGCCCGGCUGUUGUCUCCUGGCUCUAAACUCAUUACUGUUGAAUUCAACCCGGCCUACGCUGCCGUCGCACGGCAGAUCAUCGCCCACGCUGGACUUCAGAACAAGGUUACUUUAGUUGAGGGAGGCUCUGGUGAUUUGAUCCCCAAAAUCAAGGAACAAUUUGGAAUAACAUCUUUUGAUUUUGUGUUUUUGGACCACUGGAAAGAUCGCUAUCUUCCAGAUAUUAAACUUCUAGAGGACUGCGGUCUGCUUAAAAAAGGCUCUGUCCUGCUCGCAGACAACGUUAUUUGCCCCGGAACUCCAGAAUAUUUGGAAUACGUGAGGAACAGUCCACGGUAUAAGAGCCAAUACUUCCAGUCCUACCUGGAGUACACCAAAGCAGAAGACGGCCUGGAGAAAUCUGUUUUCUUAGGAUGAGAAAAAUCUUAAUGA